AAAAGGAUAGGAAAAUGGAGGGAUAAAAGGGAAGCGAUCACGAUAGUUUAUUGGUAGCUGAGGAGCGGUCCGCAGCCUUAUCCUUCCCUCCGCAUCCCCGCAAUGCCCGGCGGCCGCGUCCUUCGGAGCUUAUUCUGCACGGGCCAUAGCGGAGCCCAUCGGGGUCAGCUCCUGCAGCCCCGGGGCCGCGCUACUCCCGCACGUCGAACCCCGGGGCUGCGCCGGAGGGGAGCACAGCCCGCCCGGCGGGUACGGCCGUGCCGAGCGCCUCUCCCCGGCCGCAGUAGCCCCGGCGAGCCCCAGGCGAGGGCGGGCAGCGGAGAUCGGAGCCGAGCGCAGCGGGCAGGGUGUUCCCUUUCCGCGCUCACCUCCCUUUCCGUCGGUGACCCGCGGUUGAACCUGCAUCGGGAGGCCGAGACGGAGCGCUGCCCGCCGCUCCUUCUUCCGAGACCGGGCAGAAACACGAGCCGGGCCUUCCGAGCGGCGGAAAUUCCUGCAGAUGAAGCGCAGGAAAUACGGCUUCAUCUACAAGACUCAUCUCUUCGGGCGGCCCACGGUGCGGGUGAUGGGCGCCGAGAACGUGCGGCACAUCCUGCUGGGUGAGCACCGCCUGGUCUCCGUGCAGUGGCCCGCCUCGGUGCGCACCAUCCUGGGCUCGGGCUGCCUCUCCAACCUCCACAAUGGGCAGCACAAACACCGCAAAAAGGUGAUCAUGCAGGCCUUCUCCCGGGACGCCCUGCAGCACUAUGUGCCCGUCAUCCAAGAGGAGGUGAGUGCCUGCCUGGCACAGUGGCUGGGCGCCGGGCCCUGCCUGCUGGUGUACCCUGAGGUGAAGCGCCUCAUGUUCCGCAUCGCCAUGCGCAUCCUGCUGGGCUUCCAGCCCCGCCAGGCCGGCCCUGACAGCGAGCAGCAGCUGGUGGAAGCCUUCGAGGAGAUGAUCCGCAACCUCUUCUCCCUCCCCAUCGACGUGCCUUUCAGUGGGCUCUACCGGGGCUUGAGGGCACGCAACAUCAUCCAUGCCAAGAUUGAGGAGAACAUCCGUGCCAAGAUGGCCCGCAAGGAGCCUGAGAGUGGUUACAAGGACGCGCUGCAGCUGCUGAUGGAGCACACACAGGGUAACGGAGAGCAGCUCAAUAUGCAGGAGCUGAAGGAGUCUGCCACAGAGCUGCUGUUUGGGGGCCAUGAAACCACUGCCAGUGCUGCCACAUCGCUGAUUGCCUUCCUGGGGCUCCACCAUGAUGUUCUGCAGAAAGUGAGGAAGGAGCUGCAAGUAAAGGGCUUACUGUCUGGUCCCAACCAAGAGAAGCAAUUGGACAUGGAGGUCUUGGAGCAGCUGAAGUACACAGGCUGUGUUAUCAAGGAGACCCUCAGGCUGAGCCCUCCCGUUCCUGGAGGAUUCCGAAUAGCACUCAAGACCCUUGAGCUGAAUGGAUACCAGAUCCCCAAAGGCUGGAAUGUUAUUUACAGUAUCUGUGAUACCCACGAUGUGGCCGAUCUCUUUACUGACAAGGACGAGUUCAACCCAGACCGCUUCAUGUCUCCGUCUCCGGAGGACUCCUCUAGGUUCAGUUUCAUUCCUUUUGGUGGGGGCUUGAGGAGCUGCGUAGGCAAAGAGUUUGCAAAAGUCCUUCUAAAAAUAUUUACGGUGGAGCUGGCGCGAAGCUGUGACUGGCAGCUGCUAAAUGGACCUCCUACAAUGAAAACGGGCCCCAUAGUGUACCCUGUGGACAAUCUGCCUGCCAAAUUCAUAGGUUUCAGCGGCCAAAUCUGAGUGCUCAACACUUCCCUGCGGCUGGAUUUCUGUGUAACAUCUCAUAUGUACAUAGUAACUUUUUAUUGUAACGAAGGCCUUUAAAUAUUUAAACUUGUAAAUGUACAGUAGUUAUUUAUGUCUAAGUAUUUCAAAAGGCUGUGAUUUUUUUUUUCCCCAAGCACUACAAUUAUGGGUCGCUGAUUCAUAAUUAGAUAAUUUUAUUUCUAUAGAAAUAAGUUUUCCCCUAUUUAAAAAUCUUACUGCAAGCUGGCCAGAUACAUGUUUGACAAGACAUUUCACCAUGGUGUAUGCAUUCAGAAAUAUUCUCAAAGGCAUUUGGAACAACGGCAAGUAGCUAUCAUCCGAAUUAUCUAAAUCAUUAUGGUUUGAGGUUUUCAGUAUUAUUUGUGUCUAGACCUCAUGUCUAAUGUGUGAAUUUUAAGUUUGAUAAUAAAGUUUAUUUUUGAAGAUC
Molecule: messenger RNA, 2225 nt
Organism: Lagopus muta (rock ptarmigan)
Lineage: Eukaryota; Metazoa; Chordata; Aves; Galliformes; Phasianidae
Product: cytochrome P450 26A1
Exons: 7
Coding region: 500-1771 (423 amino acids)
Biological process (GO): sterol metabolic process
Molecular function (GO): iron ion binding; monooxygenase activity; heme binding
Source: RefSeq, a predicted model, not a curated record